This is a messenger RNA of Dacryopinax primogenitus, 363 nucleotides long. RefSeq lists its product as uncharacterized. The record is from RefSeq and is a predicted model, not a curated record. Gene Ontology annotation, molecular function: nucleic acid binding. NCBI's taxonomy places the organism in Eukaryota, Fungi, Basidiomycota, Dacrymycetes, Dacrymycetales, Dacrymycetaceae. The annotation marks the transcript as partial. Gene Ontology annotation, biological process: DNA integration. The transcript has a single exon.
CUAAAAUUGGAAAUGGUGAUGGCCCUUGCCUUGUUUCUUUUCUAUAAUGUCAUUUGUCACUGGGGCAAUAUUACGGAGAUUGUCACCAACAAUGGAUCAGCCUGGGUAGCUGCAGUCAAGGAGCUGGAAAGAUGCUUUGGCAUCCAGCACAUCCAAAUUUUGCCAUACAACUCUCACACAAAUGGGGUGGUGGAAUCUAAACACUUUACCAUCUGCCAGGCAAUUUUGAGAGCAUGUGGAGAUAAUAUCAGGCAAUGGCCCAACAAAGUGCCAACCACAUUCUGGGCUGAGCAAAUUUUGGUCCAGCACAGUACUGGCCUCUCCUGUCAGGGCACCAGCUCAUUGCUUGGUCAAGAGACAUGA